AUGAACUGCAAAUGCUGCCACUUUCCAAAUUUGUCAAUAGAAAGAUACGAGACCUUAAAAUUAACGCAAAACAAAAAAAUCACCAAGGCAGAUAGCAACACGCAAACUAAAAAAAAAGCUGCAACAGGCGAAAGGGUAAACGGGCCUCGCGCAUUCACUAGGUGCAACACCAAGUGUUGCAAUAAUAACCAUUUUGUUAAUAUUAGCAGAAUUAGAGCCAUUAGACAGCAUAAAAGCGGAACAUCCGAUGGUAGCGUGCUACCCUUGAAAAAGGUGAAAACGGAUGGACCUUCCGAAAAAAAAAAAAAAAAAAUCAGCACUAGGGGAAAGAUGAAAGCGACGAAGCAGUCUCAUUUGUCUGCAAGUUUGGGUCACGACGGGAAAAAAAGCUCCAUGUUUCUCCCGGAUGAGCAGCUAACGGGAAGAAGUAAUGUUGAAGAGGGGAACCGCAACGGAGGAAGUGAAGUCGGAAGUGAAGCAGGAAGUGGAGUGGGAAGUUCAGUCGGUAGUGAAGUAGGAAGUUCAGUCGAACGCGAAAUCGGGCAUGCAAUCGGAAGUUCAGUCGGAAGCGAAAGCCGAAGCGGACCGAACGCACGCAUAAUGAAAAACGCAACGCACCAAAAGUACACAGAAAAUGAUAACAUAAACGCAAUGGAGAAGAACAAAAGUAAAAGCUGCUCCUUGAGAAACAUUAUGGGUUCCAAUUCGGCUCUGAAUAAAGACAUCCUUGAGGACACCUCGAUUUGGGGCCAGCUCUGCGAAAACGCAAAAGGGGAUCCAAAUGUAUACACUCCGUCUAAUGAGCUUCUAGAAGAACAGAAUAUCUGGGAAUGUGCCAAGGGAAAAAAGAAAAAGAAAAAAAAUAUGAACAUUGCAAAUGUUUAUACUGUUUGUCAAAAUGACCCCUCUUUAAGCAUCGAAGAAAGGUGCCCCCUGGUAGGAAUAAACAAUGAUGUGCUGUUAGGAGGAGACGAAACUGAAGAUCCCCUUAAAAUGAAUGGGACUGCGUAUGGAGAAAUGCUCUUAAGUAAGAAGAGCUAUUUAAUUGCGGGUUUGGCGAAUAUGCCGCGUGGGGGGAAUAAGGAUGUGCCCGCGGGGGGCAAAAGUGGACUUAGCAUUGGGCGUAGUAGUGAUCGUAGCAGUGGGGGUGGUAGCGAGCAUUGUAGUGGGGGUAGCAGUGAGCAUGGCAGUGGGCGUAGUAGCGAUCGUAACAGCAAGCUUAGCAGCGAUCGUAGUAGUAAGCUGAGCAGUUAUCGAAGCAACAACCGUAGCAGCGUUACGCAGCACGCCGACGGAAGUGCCCAGGACCGACAGAUGGCUCAAGGCAGCCCACCAAAAGGAAACCAAUCGAAAGACAGAACCCACAUAGCUGACGAUAUACCGUUAGUACCAGUCGGUCCGGAAGAAUGUAAGAAGCCCAAAAGUAUGAAGGACGAGGAAUACGCUAAAAAGAACCACCAGGAAAACAUUUCAAUGUACAACUUAAUUCGCGACAUAUGUAAAGGCUCCAAGGGGGUGAAAAACAACGAGGGGGGAGUCCUCCUCAAUUUGGAAAACCUAGCCAGUCGCGAACAAGUGAAGAAGAACACAUCAUCCAGAAAAGCGAUCAACCAAGGGAAGGAGAAAAUGUCAUCAAUUUUUCGCACAAGUGAGGGGAAGAAACAGGACCCCACGUGUGCAGGUGGAAGAAUAGAUUGCAAUAAUAAAAUCGGUUUGCCCAGUGGAGACGCAGGAGAAGGGCAUAGCGAGAAAGGGAGCGCGGAAGGGGCAAUCGAGCAGACGGGGGAAAAUGAAAGCGAACCGAGGUAUGAUCCUCAGGAUGACCCUCAGGAUGAACCGUUGAAUGAACCGCUUAAUGACCCGCGGGAAGACCAAAUCGAACAGCUGAGGAACCAACUAAAUCAGCACCUGUACAAAAAGCUAACGGACGACACAAUUACCGAAAGUACCAACAACACCUGCUCCGAUUUCAACGAAAGCACGCACAACAACAGUUCCCCGAAGAGCACCAAAUUUUUACUCAGCAUGUGCAAUGAGGAGGAGAGGGACUUAUGUGAGAAAAUCACUCUCCCCAAAUCUACAACCAACAGUGUAGUCAAUAGCAUGAGUGUGUACAUGGACUCUUCUUCAUCCAUGUCAGACGGGAGCUUAUACAACGACAUAAAUAGGAAGAAGUCAAACGUAAAUGAGUUUGAGAAGAAGGAAAAUGCUUCGUGCAAUCUUCAGAAAAAGAGAGAAUAUCCAAAUGUGACUCCUCUGAAGGGGGUGCCCCUAAUCAAUCAUACCGUGCAUGAUAAAAGCAGCGGCGUUAGGGGCAGAGGUGCAGUUCCCAGUAGUUCUUUCCCCAUCCAAGGGAAAAUAAUUAACCUCGUUGGGACCAACCAAGUGCAGCAUGCUGAUGAGGAAAAUAAAAAGGACAUCAUCGAAGAGGGAAACAAAAUAGCCAAUUUGAAGAGAAGCAUAAACCGAGAUGUAGAUUACAGUUUAAAAAAAAAAUUAAAAAUAGAAGACUACUCUUUACUCAAUUUAAAUAUAUAUAAAAAUAACCCCCCAGAGUUGUACAAAAAUAAUAGCUACAAUACGUACAUAUUGAAGAGUCUCCAAAAUUCUUACCUAAGAAAUAAACUGUUCAACGGAACUUAUAACCAGAUCAGUGGCAGCGGUAAGAAAAAGGGAGCUGAAGUGCCGCCCUACGUUGAGAAUACCCACCCCAGUAGCACAGAAAAGUGUAAGCACAACUACAAACACAAACACAAUAGCAAACGUGGCAGUGCAGACGAAUAUGACGAAGCGGAGGGGUGGGAUUUCAUUAGACUCACAAACAACGAAAUGGAUGAGAGAGUCCAUGCGGAAGAAACGACAAAGAGAAAAAGGCAGCAACGUAGCGAUAUGAACAGCUACUAUGAUGGUGGACUGCUGAAUGGUAUGGAGUGCCCCCAAUCGACACAACUUAUAAACGUAGAUACCCCUGCAUGCAGAAGUAGCCCCUUCAAGGAACAAAACUUUAGCGCUACAUACAAAGGAGGCGAAGCAACUGACGAUCAUUUUAACAGCAUUUACACAAAUGAUGCAAAUUAUUCCAACCUGUUGAAGGAGAAGCAGCUGGACAAUGUGCAUCUAAAUCUACGUGAUAUUAUAAGCCUUCUAGAGAAAGAACGAAUAGGUAACUUAUACAGUGAAGAAGAAUUAGAGUCCAUAAUAAUUCCUGUGGGGGGGGUUUACUACGAUUCUGGUAGAAUGAAGUGGUCAUGCAGAUAUGAGGAUGGGGACAAAAUGACAAAUAUGAGGAGGAAGUUUUUGCCUGCACAAAGCUUUUCUUAUCACCAGUCCAGGCAGAUGGCACUACAACAUAUGUACAACUACAUAAGGAAGAAGUAUAACAUUUUUAGCAACCUCGAUGAUGAGGAGAGGAUGUUCUUUGUCUCCAUCAGUGGGUACGCAACAGGUGGAAGGGCUCCAAACGGGGGAGCCCCAAACGGGGGAAAGACCAACCAACGGGGGGGCGCACACCAGGGGAAGAACCCUCUGGAGAAGCUCUUCAACGAGUAUUGCCACGAUGCUGGCACUGCAUAUGGCUGUACUGCCAACGAACCGGGGCAGAGGCGAACAGAGAGGUCCAGCCAGAAGCCCAACCCGAAAGAACUACAACCAGAAGGUGAAGAAGGUGAAGAGGGUGAAGAGGUAGAAGAGGUAGAAGACGCAGAAGAGGAAGAAAACGCAGAAGACACAAAUCGCUACCACAAUGGCGCAGAUGAAAAGCGACGCCCCUUUUACAGCAUAAAUAAAAGCCCCACCGACGUUAGAGAAGCAAAUUUAAAUAACACGAUUAAUCCGUUAAGCGUUGAGAUCCCCCCCAGCGCUUCUGCGUCUUCAUCACAUGAAGGCUCUCACACAAACUGUGCGGUUAGCGGUAGAGGGAAAGUGGACGUCCCCAGUUACAACAUAGUAAACGCGAAAAAGGAUGCACACAAUUGGGUUGGAGAAAUUUCCAAAAGUAAAAUAAAAGAGAAAUCAUUCCAAGAUGGGGAUCACAAUCUAAGUACUUUUACGCAAAGUGGAGACACCCAUGGAGAGUACCCCCCCCACAGUAGCAUCACCUCGAAGACGAGAGCCGUUCUGUACAAAACCUUAGGCGUAGAAUUCUCCAACGACUUGGUAGACAAAAUGCAAAACCUACCGAAGGAAAACAUAUUCUAUGAGAGAGACAAAAAAAGAUGGGUGAUUAAAAUUUUCGAAAAAAAGACAAACACUUUGUUAUAUUUCAAAGAAUUCGACUGCACCGUUUUUGGAUUCGUCUACGCCUGCAUCUUAACCAUAGAGCAUAAACAUUUAUACCUAGACUAUUUCCUGAAUGAAAAAAAUUACGAUUUCUUGAUGCAGCUCAUCCAGAAUAGCUCCUUGAAGAGGAAGCUCUACUUCAACUCUGCAGUUCGAUCGACUGGCCUGGGCAGCAGCGGGAGCCUCGCGGGGGCCAACACGUUCUUCAUGGAGGGCGUCAACGAGGAGGCAAGCGCACUAGCAGGAGCAGACGCGGGCGCUGAAUUGAAUGACGACGCUGGUGCCGAAUUGAAUGACGACGCUGAUAGGCAGCGAAUCAAAUCGAGACACAACCCCAACUUUGCCUUCCUGGUGGACAACCCAGACGCGGUAUGGAGCGACAAAGGGUUAAGCAGAUUUGGAGAAUUUUACCAAACGGAAAAAUUCGGAAGGGAAAAUUUAACCAUGUAUAAUAGGGGCGCAUCCUUGAGCAAGCCCGCACACGUAGGACAUAUUUUUGCUCACAAGUACCCCUCGAAAAAUGAUUUGCAAGCAACCCGAAAUGAUGCGGCUGAUAGAAGAAAAACUAUUCCUUCCUGCUUGCAAAAGAAAGUGGAUGGAGAAUAUUUUACGAACGCGGUUGGCACAAACAUCUGCGGUGGAAAUGUAGAAUGUUCGCGAGGGAAGGAGAAAGAGAUGAACUGGCUACAAAUGGAAUGGCCGCAAAAGGAGUGGCCGCGAAAGGAGUGGCAGCAAACGGAAUGGCAGCAAAAGGGGGGGCCGCAAACAGAGUGGCAGCAAACGGAACAGCUCAAACGAACCCCAAAGAAGGAGCAUCAUAUUACCGAGAGGGGAAAAAAAAAUAAGACCCGUGAGGAAGAAUCCCAUCAUUCCUUCGUUGCCCAGAUGGAGAAAAUGCAACACUACCUCCCACACGAUGAAGAUAAUAACAAAACGAUGGUCAUAAGUAACGUCAGAAGUGACUUCCCCAACGAAGUAGCGAGCUGCAAUGGCAAUACAGACACGCUGUCCCCCCAUAGUGCAUUCCAGAAUAGCGAAAUUUGCAAAGAUCAAGUGGCAAUUGCUAACGAGACUGAUGAUAAGAAUAGGAAGAAAACCAGACAGACGAACCAAAUGAAGGCGAAAAAAGAUUCCCUAUAUUAUAAAAAAACGAAAAAUUCAAAGGAUGCUGUAGCAAAUGGAAAAGACCCCACCCUUACGGCAGACUUGAUGCAAGAAGAGACAAAUAAUUUGCUCAAAUUAGAUUCCUACAUAGAAUCGCUGGAAAAUAACACGGACGUAAUUUCCCUGGCCAAAGAAACAAUCCUUUUGCUCCUUAAAGACAUUAUAAAUUGUAUCCCCUUUCAAAUGGCCCCCUCUGUAAUAUCUAGAAAAAUUUACUACCAAAAAAUUAAUGCGCAUGUGAAGUUUGUUUAUCACUCUCAAAACAUCCUGGACUUGAUGCCCUACUUCUUCAUAUUCAAGAAUGUCAUUAAGCAGAAGAAGCUGCCGAGCGACCAGUCCCUCUACAUUUGCAACGUCUUGCUCUACGCCUUGUUCGAGGCGUAG
Plasmodium vivax (malaria parasite P. vivax) is the source of this 5826-nucleotide messenger RNA. RefSeq lists its product as hypothetical. The transcript has a single exon. Lineage: Eukaryota; Apicomplexa; Aconoidasida; Haemosporida; Plasmodiidae. The record is from RefSeq and is a predicted model, not a curated record. Bases 1 to 5826 code for a protein of 1941 amino acids.